AUGCUGCUCCACAUGGACGCGGACUACCACCAUAUGGUCGACAACUGCGAGGAAACGUGGACCGCGUGGACGUGCUUGAAGGCGUUUUACAGUAGAUCGCAGAAGGCUGGUCACAUUUACCUGAAGCAACAGCUCUUCAGCAUGGAAAUGUCUGAAGGCGCGAAUGUGCUGCAUCACUGCAACGAGGCCCUCAACAUUAGCGCCAACCGGCACAGCAUCGGUGCAAAGAUGGAGGAUGAAGACGUGGCGAUCAGCUUGUUGCGUAGUCUUCCCAAAGUUACGAGAGCGUCGUUCGGAGGUGAGAAGACUCCGGCUGUGAAAACUGAAGACGCAGCGAAGGCGUUCAGUACCGAGAGAGAGAUUCUCUCCAGUGUACUUACGGCGGAAAUUGGGGCGCGCGAUGGAGGAGUGCUGAACCAAGCAGAAGGAGGAGAAUCAGGGAGCCCGAUGCGGCGGCAAUGGUCACUUCGGACUUUCGACGAGCAACGAUAUGUCCGGCAUGUGGACAGUCGACAGCGGUGCGGCGCACCACAUCUACAGCAACAAGGCCAAGUUCGACACAAGCGAGAUGCAGGCGAACUGAAGGUGGACGACGGCACUAAGGUCACCACCAAGGGUAUCGGUACCGUCCUUGAGCGAGUGGCUCUGCCCGACGGCGACGAGCGCGAGACCGAAAUCAACAACGCGCUUUACGUACCAAAUAUGAAGUAG
Molecule: messenger RNA, 711 nt
Organism: Phytophthora nicotianae INRA-310
Lineage: Eukaryota; Oomycota; Peronosporomycetes; Peronosporales; Peronosporaceae
Exons: 3
Coding region: 1-711 (236 amino acids)
Source: RefSeq, a predicted model, not a curated record